Lithohypha guttulata is the source of this 828-nucleotide messenger RNA. RefSeq names its product TFIIH/NER complex subunit (gene TFB3). The record is from RefSeq and is a predicted model, not a curated record. The transcript has a single exon. NCBI's taxonomy places the organism in Eukaryota, Fungi, Ascomycota, Eurotiomycetes, Chaetothyriales, Trichomeriaceae. The coding region runs from base 1 to 828 and encodes 275 amino acids. Gene Ontology annotation, biological process: DNA repair; regulation of cyclin-dependent protein serine/threonine kinase activity; regulation of transcription by RNA polymerase II. Gene Ontology annotation, cellular component: transcription factor TFIIH holo complex.
AUGAGCGCUUACAAUUACAAGCUGGAUGCUAGCUACGCGUCCAGCACUGAUAUCUGUCCUAUUUGCAAGAGUACAGCCCAGACCACACCUAAUCUGCGAUUUAAGCGGAGUACAAAAUGUAAUCACAGAAUUUGUGAAGGUUGUGUCGACAGGAAAUUCACAAGUGGUGCAGUUCAAUGUCCCAUGUCUGGUUGCAACAAACAGCUUUGGAAACGAGACUGGAAAUUUCAGACUUUCGAAGAUAUUGAGGUCGAACGCCAACUCGAAGUCACGAAGUCAGUAUACGACGCGUUAGAACUCUCCAGACUCGGUAUUGUUGCAGACCCCAAAACAGGAUACGAAUCUGCAUUCGAGGACUUGAAAAGCUACAAUGACUACCUGGAGCUGAGAGAAUUGUUGGCAUUGAACCUGGCAUUGAAAACGGACGUUGCUGCUACACGAAAAAGAUUGACAGAAUUUGAGAACACGAAUGGACUGAACAGUAAAGCACAGACGAAGAAUCAACUCAAAGAUGGUGAAUACCCUGACGCCAGUGGCUUGAUUAAAGGUUUGAGGAAGAGGUACGUCCCGAAGGCUCUAUCCCCAUACAACCCAUUCGGAGAUAUACCACAAGACCGUGAGUACUACCACAUCGGCAAGGACGAUAAAUUUGAGUCUGUACUCAGUCGCAACAAGAAGUAUGAGGAGUACCAGCAAUGGGGAUAUAGUUUCGAGGCAUAUUUGGAUGAGAAUCUCCUCCGGGCAUUUUCUGGACUUGGUGUGUUUGUGGACAACGAGAAAGGAGGGAAAACAGACAUGACACUGCCUGCCAACACUGUUAUGGGAUGA